UUACUCAUUUUACCAUCUUUUUUACUUGAAUUGUGAUUUCUUCAUGAAAAAAAGUGAAAGGAAGCAAAUCCAUAGUUUUGAUUAAUUAGUUGUAAAGGUAGUUACUAAGGUGCUACAGUGCGCCCUUGAUCGGAUAAGGAGAUGCAAUUCAAGCUGCUAGUGCUGUUUUUGUUAAUUACUAUAUCGGCAAAGUCAUCUGCGAGUUGCAAUGAAGAAUGCAAAGAUACAGAAUACGGAUCCUACAUUAACUGUCUGCGGAGACGUAUUAAAAGAUCAGCGGACUGCGGCAACUCUGUUGAAAAACCUUGUGCCAAUUGUGAAUGUGGCUUUUGCGUUGUUAACUCCUGUCCUGGACACUGUGGAAAAUGUUGUGAAGCUCAACCUCCUUGCGCUUCGAAGCAGUGUUGCCACAGGACAUGUCAUUCGCGAUGCAAGUCCUCGUCCUGUCGAAUUGAUUGCAGGAAGAAUUGUGUAGAUAUGUUAAUUGCAGAUGGGUUGAACGUGACAAUACCAGAUAAACCUAGGCAUAACAUUACAACAGUUAUUCACCUUCAUAACACCGUUAAUACCACAAACGUUGUAGAUCUACCGGAGGUGCAAGUUAACACGACUAACGUUAACAACAUUACUUCUUACGAAGAGGAGACGAAGCAUAAGGAAAUUAAGGAAAAGUGCUGCCACAUUAUAAGCCCUCGUCAUUGUACAAAGCUAGAUCAGUACCCUUACGCAAAAUGUGUACACUAUCGUAAAAAGGCCUGCGGUUCAUUUUGUGUAGCACCAAUUUUGCACGAACAAUCCCGUGAAAUCUGCUUCGAAAAUGACGCUGGAGAAACUUGCCGCCAACAAAAAGUUUACAUACCCCAACCACAACCGACGUGCAGUUACCAACCUAUUUGGCCUUACGUGUUUUGUGGAAACGUCCAGCAACAAUUUUGCGUCGGCUGUUACCAACAGAGUAACUACCAAUUUCCACCACCAGGUUGUCCUUACAGCUGCUACGAUGAUGGAUAUGGACAAGGUCCUUACUACCGUCAAGGCCCAUUUUACCGCCCCGGUUUUUCGCAUAUACCAUCCUGCUUCCAAACGGGAACAUGUCCGACCAAUUGGAAUUACGGUCAAAAUUAUCCCCGGUACGGGUACCCAGCGAUGCAUUACCCACCGACAUCGUACCCGUAUCGAGUACAUAUGCAUGACAUAGACGUCCAAUACCCACCUCCAUCAUACAGUUACCCUGUACCAAUAUUUCCCCCACAUAUUUCCACGGGAUACCAAUACCCACCUCCCCGGCCUAUUUACAUAUUGCCACCUGAAGUAGACAUUCAAGCCGUCAUUACACAUCCCCCAAAAAAUACCACCUACGCCGAAAUAACCAUUAGUAAAUCACAGAGAGAGGAGCAGCAAAAUGACGCGAUCUCUGCCCUUGUAGAAUAAUUAGCAUAAUUUAUUUCAAUUCAAUGUUCAGAAGUUGUAGCACAAUUUUUAGGCUACAUACUUCGAAGGUGUAAUCAGAUAAACAUAUCUGGUUAACCUCACCAUAAAGCUGUCUAAAGGGUUACGAUAGUACUAUCUACUAUGACUAAUGUGUUUGAAUACUAUGAUAUCGUAGCCUUUUUGAGUCAUCUCUCUUAAAAAGUAUCCUCUUUCUGUAAUUUUUAUCACAAGAUAAAUAAAAGAAAUGAAAUAGGCGAUUGCUAAUUUGUUUUUGUGAUUUAUGUUUGCAAAAUCCAACAGAUAUUAAAGCUACUCUUCCCUUUUUAACUGCGCACCAGGUGCUUCUAAUUGGAGGUUCCAAGGCUUCAGGGUAUUUUUAUUUUUUGACUCAAAAUUACAAAAGAAGAGUAAGUCGUGAAAAUGCUUGCUCUGUAUGGCCUCCACGUUCACCCGAUCUGAGCCCGAGCAAUGUGUCAAGGAAUGAGGAAUUUUUGAUUAAAAAUUUUGUUUUAUAGCAGACAUUCCAUGGCAUGACGGAUAUUGGU
Messenger RNA from Photinus pyralis (common eastern firefly), 1976 nucleotides. RefSeq lists its product as uncharacterized. Lineage: Eukaryota; Metazoa; Arthropoda; Insecta; Coleoptera; Lampyridae. Bases 142 to 1431 code for a protein of 429 amino acids. The transcript is spliced from 2 exons. The record is from RefSeq and is a predicted model, not a curated record.